AUACUGCUUCUAUGCUAUCUAAUGUAUCUCUUCAACCUAACCUUUUUCAAAGCAAUUGAGCACUUUCUGCCAUGGCUGGCUCUAGCUUACACAUGCUCUUCACAAAGCUAUCACUGGUUUUGAGUCUUCUAUGGAGUGCAAACUUUGGUCUCUGGCAUGAACCUAGCAGCAGCAGCAGCAGAUUAGGGAUAUACCCACCAACAUGCAAGCGAAUAGAGUGUCCAUCUUAUGAUGUUAUAGAAGUUGGUGAUGGAUAUGAAAUUCGCAGCUAUAACUCUUCUGCUUGGAUGUCAACCUCUCCCAUCCAAGACAUUUCCAUUGUUGAAGCUACCAGAACUGGUUUCCUACAGCUGUUUAACUACAUUCAAGGGAAGAAUAAAUAUGGAGAGAAGAUAGAGAUGACAGGUCCAGUUAUUACUGAAGUUUCUCCAAGUGAUGGACCUUUCUGUGAAUCCUCAUUCACUGUCAGUUUUUAUGUUCCAAAAGAGAAUCAAGCAAAUCCACCUCCUGCAGAAGGCCUACAUGUUCAAAGAUGGAAACAAACAUAUGCAGCAGUAAGGCAAUUCAGUGGGUUUGUUACAGAUUCAAAUGUUGGAGAGGAAGCCGCUGCCUUGGAAGCCAGCCUUGCAGGUACUACAUGGGCUACUGCAAUUCAGAAAAGCCAUGAUGCUGAUGCUACUUCUGUGUAUACAGUUGCACAGUACAAUUCUCCAUUUGAAUUUGAUCACAGGGUCAAUGAGAUAUGGAUGUUGUUUGACAAUUUAACAUAAUUACAGUUAACAGUCAUAGAAGUACCAUGUUAUUCAAUAAACUAGCUAGGCAAGCUUUUAUGUGUAGGCGUACUGUUUAAAGUUUUCUGUUUUAGUGAUAUUGAAUAAAGGUGCUUGAAUGCUUUUGUUAUCAAAA
Hevea brasiliensis (rubber tree) is the source of this 906-nucleotide messenger RNA. RefSeq lists its product as uncharacterized. The record is from RefSeq and is a predicted model, not a curated record. NCBI's taxonomy places the organism in Eukaryota, Viridiplantae, Streptophyta, Magnoliopsida, Malpighiales, Euphorbiaceae. The transcript is spliced from 2 exons. Bases 72 to 770 code for a protein of 232 amino acids.